GAAGGUUACCCCGACGUUUCAAAGGAAUCCUACGUGCGAUCGCAGAUCACAACAAAUCUCGAACCUCUCACCUCUCAUCAAAUCAAAACAAAUAGAAUCCAAUCCCCUAUCUAGCCAACGACUAUAAGAAGCGAGGGAUGUCGAAUCAAACGAUGCCCUUGCCGGGUCACGAUAUGUCAGCAUCAACAACGCGAACUCCUAUACCAUCAUACUGUCGCCAUGAGCUCCGCCAACACCCCUACAGCCUUCAUGGAUUUCACCCGCAAUGAGGUUGAUACUUUGUUCAGCCUUCUUAUCCCAACGCUCCCUGAGCCCGGCCGCUUCGUAUACUCGCAAGCGGUACUCUGUGACAAGGGUGAAAAGGGAUUCUCAGAGGAAACCCUGCCGUCUUUCUACACCAUCGACCUAGUCACGCAAAGGAGGAUCGGUGCUGGAAUUAACGAGAUCUGGGAGAAGGAAUUGGCGGGCCAGGUUGAUGCGCUCAAGGCUGAAGCUAUCGGAGAGCUCGUCCUGGAGUCUAAGUGCGAUAGGGUUUCCUCCCCUAUCGCUCUCCUCCUGUUGAUGCUUGAGAGAGCAUACGGCUGUUGGAUUUUGGCUGUCCCCGAGUGGAAGCCUGUUUUCAAAGCUAUUCUCCAAGACGGAGUGCCAAACCAAACCCGUGGAAUGGAAGAUGAUGCACCGACUACCUGGCUGAAGUGGCUUCGUACUGUCUGUAGACAAGAGCUUCUAAUCGACGCCGUCUUCAAAUCGGCAACCAUUGCGAAUCACGCCGGCCCCCGAUUGCUCAUUGGAGAGAAAGCACCUAUCGCAACACCCCCUCGCAAAAGGCGCAACCCCGAGUUGGAGAAGUUGAGACACCGGGCUCAUCAUCUCAAGGAUAAAAUUGGCUCGAUGAGAAGGGGACGAGGACCAGGGGUCAUGUCGUGCACAAAUAGGCACACUCGGGGUUGUGCUUUCCCCUCGAUGGUGUCUUUCCUGUCGUCGUUCCGAUUAUUAUAUCCUUCCUUUUAUUGUAUAGCGCUC
Filobasidium floriforme is the source of this 1023-nucleotide messenger RNA. RefSeq lists its product as uncharacterized. NCBI's taxonomy places the organism in Eukaryota, Fungi, Basidiomycota, Tremellomycetes, Filobasidiales, Filobasidiaceae. The transcript has 3 exons. The annotation marks the transcript as partial. The record is from RefSeq and is a predicted model, not a curated record.